Messenger RNA from Fundulus heteroclitus (mummichog), 2753 nucleotides. RefSeq lists its product as uncharacterized. The record is from RefSeq and is a predicted model, not a curated record. NCBI's taxonomy places the organism in Eukaryota, Metazoa, Chordata, Actinopteri, Cyprinodontiformes, Fundulidae. The transcript has 5 exons. Bases 1 to 1266 code for a protein of 421 amino acids.
AUGAUGAAGGGCUGUGAGACACUGACAUGGAGGCUGGAGAAGAACGAUGAUGUUAGCAGCCAGCAGGUCAUCACUAAGGCAGAAGAAGAGCCGCUAGUGGAGCAGACCGAUGAAGACGAGACCAGCAGCCAACAGAAGAGUCGUCCAUGUUGGAGCUUCAGGUUCUCUCAGUUCAUCGUUCUGCAGCUCCAGGUUCUCUCAGCUCAUCGUUCUGCAGCUCCAGGUUCUCUCAGCUCAUCGUUCUGCAGCUUCAGGUUCUCUCAGCUCAUCGUUCUGCAGCUUCAGGUUCUCUCAGCUCAUCGUUCUGCAGCUUCAGGUUCUCUCAGCUCAUCGUUCUGCAGCUUCAGGUUCUCUCAGCUCAUCGUUCUGCAGCUUCAGGUUCUCUCAGUUCAUCGUUCUGCAGCUUCAGGUUCUCUCAGUUCAUCGUUCUGCAGCUCCAGGUUCUCUCAGCUCAUCGUUCUGCAGCUCCAGGUUCUCUCAGCUCAUCGUUCUGCAGCUCCAGGUUCUCUCAGCUCAUCGUUCUGCAGCUUCAGGUUCUCUCAGCUCAUCGUUCUGCAGCUUCAGGUUCUCUCAUCGUUCUGCAGCUCCAGGUUCUCUCAGCUCAUCGUUCUGCAGCUUCAGGUUCUCUCAGUUCAUCGUUCUGCAGCUCCAGGUUCUCUCAGCUCAUCGUUCUGCAGCUCCAGGUUCUCUCAGCUCAUCGUUCUGCAGCUUCAGGUUCUCUCAGCUCAUCGUUCUGCAGCUUCAGGUUCUCUCAUCGUUCUGCAGCUCCAGGUUCUCUCAGCUCAUCGUUCUGCAGCUUCAGGUUCUCUCAGCUCAUCGUUCUGCAGCUUCAGGUUCUCUCAGCUCAUCGUUCUGCAGCUUCAGGUUCUCUCAGCUCAUCGUUCUGCAGCUUCAGGUUCUCUCAGCUCAUCGUUCUGCAGCUUCAGGUUCUCUCAGUUCAUCGUUCUGCAGCUCCAGGUUCUCUCAGCUCAUCGUUCUGCAGCUCCAGGUUCUCUCAGCUCAUCGUUCUGCAGCUUCAGGUUCUCUCAGCUCAUCGUUCUGCAGCUUCAGGUUCUCUCAUCGUUCUGCAGCUCCAGGUUCUCUCAGCUCAUCGUUCUGCAGCUUCAGGUUCUCUCAGCUCAUCGUUCUGCAGCUUCAGGUUCUCAUGGCUGCAGCAGAUCUCCUCUUGCCGACCCUGUGAACGUCCCUGGAUGCGUUGCAAACUUUCCUAAAGCGUGUAUAGCUGUGGAUAUCUGUAGCUUGGAGGCUGAUAUUUUUCCACAAUGAGAAGUUUUGGUGCGUUUCUGAAUGUUCUGCAAAAGCAGGAUGUAAAUGAGCAAAUAUGAGGGUACCGGGCAGAUCAAGGUCAUUUCUGGUCUCAGAGCCACUAUUACUGAUGUUAGGAACACUGACAUGAAAUCAAGAUGCCUCCACAAAGGUUUAUCUUAUCCAGCAAGUUACUGCUGCACUUUAUUUUUAGAUUCCUUCUUAUAAUAGAUCUGCUUGUUUCUCUGUUGAUUUGGACACAUCCUGUGAAACUCUGCCGCUCACAAACACUCAGGCAGAGGAGGAACAACGAUCAUUCUUCACCAAAAAGCAUCAAAUAUGGAGAAUAAAAAUACAGAACCAGAAUCUCUUUCCUACAAUUACUUCAUCUGCACACAUGAGGAGGCGUUGGAAGACCAGGUCUCUGCUUCCUUUAACACCGAAUAAAGCCGUGUGUAUAGAAAACGUUGUUAAAGUAUAAAGCAGCUUUAGAAUGUGAUUAGAGUCCAGAUGAAAACCUCCAUCUUGUUGUGCUUGAGGACUUAAAGAAAGACAUUUGCUGAGGAGACCAUCUCUGCAGGCAGGACCUCCAUCCGCCUCCAGCCGUGUGAGCUGAUUCGCUGAGGAUGCUGGGAGGAUUCCUCCGACAGACAUGGCAGCUAGCGAGAACAAAGUAGAAGGAGAAGGAGGACACAGAGGACUGAGAUAAAAAAACAGGAUCUAAGGACGGACCUCAAAGUUAAACCUCAUUAAAUGAGGCUGAGAUCAACAAAAGGAAGGAGUUUAAUUCUCCCUCUGGCCUCUAAGAGAAAUUAAAUCUGACCUUUUGGGCUGUGAAUGGUGAGUCAUUAGAGCAACACAAAGAAAAACACGAGUCAUGAGCAGAAGACACGACUCUUACUUCUGUGGUUCCACCACCAGGCUGCCUCUUCUACAAACCCUCAGCUGUCAAGCCGCCCAGGAGAAACCAGAAGUUAACUUCCAGAACGUCACUAAAUAAAAAAGAAAUAAUGCUUCCUUCCUCCACUGAGCCAAAAUGGCCACCAGUUUAUUUUAUUCUAACUCACAUCUACCAGUUAUGUCAAGCAGACGUCUCUCCAGAUCCAGUCAUGUCCCCCAUGUCUCCCCUCAUGUGCUACAAGCCCCGCCUCUCAUGCAUCUGGGGCCAAUCAGCUCUGCUGCUGAUUGUGACGCCACAGCCGUGUAGCCAAUCAGAUUUCUGUCACAGCGUGAAGCCACACUCAGGACCAGCUUCAGAAACCAGCACCAUCAGCAGCGUUGUCUUCUGCACCACGCUGAGUAGAGAUCUCCACGACGUUCAGGACGUCUCCAUGAAACACGUCACGGCUAAAGGUUUUAGAAACAGCAGGCAGAGGAAGACUGAGAAGUGAUUAUCCGUCACCUUCUGGACUCACAGCUUUCUGUAAGACUUUAUGUUGAAGGAUUCAGGAAUUACAGCCUUUUUAAGUCAGGUCCAGUUUCUCUGCAGCACGUUUCAGCAGCCAGGC